This is a messenger RNA of Alosa sapidissima (American shad), 1445 nucleotides long. RefSeq names its product MAP7 domain-containing protein 2-like. NCBI's taxonomy places the organism in Eukaryota, Metazoa, Chordata, Actinopteri, Clupeiformes, Clupeidae. The record is from RefSeq and is a predicted model, not a curated record. The transcript is spliced from 2 exons. The coding region runs from base 153 to 1043 and encodes 296 amino acids.
CACCUACUAACAGACUAAACUGUUACAAUUCUAAGCUACUGGCAGAAUCACUUUUACUAGUCUACGGUGAAUUGUGCUGUGCUGUUUUACUGAGGACGGAUUACAUAUCAUCACAAAUUAUUUUGUGAAUCGUGUCUCUGACUGUGGAGAGAAUGGAGAGUGGAGACUAUAUUAUGGCCCCAAAGCCCCCUACUGAAGAGAAUGGUGAGGUGGGAGUGGCGAUAGGUAUAGGAGACAGCCAGAGAGGGGUUGCCCAUAAACUGAUACAGGAGCUUGUUAAGAAGGAGGCUGAUGAGCAGGGAGUGGAGAAGAAAGGGAGAGAGAAGGCGAAGAAGAGGGAGAGACGUAGAGAGGCAAGUGGUUGGCGGGCCCAGUUAAUAAACUGCUUUGUAUGUGGAGCAGCCAACCAAGAUCAGGAUCAACAGCAAGAGAGGGACCAUGUGAAGACUAGGCAGAAAGCAGAGGAGGCUGGUUCAUAUGCGCCAAAGGAGGAUAAAAGGAGAAAUAAGAAGGAGAAGAAGCAGAGGUGGGAAGAGAGGGGACAACGAGAUAGUAUUACUUCAGUGGCAGCAGUCAUGACUGAGAAGGAGAGGAUGAGAGGAAGGAGAGAGUCUAGCAAAGCUGUCAUGGCAUGUCUGCAGAGGUACCACCAAAGGGUCAGGGACGACAGUAUGCGCAAAAUGGCCUAUAGGAGCAUCCAGAGAAGCAGGAAGGUGGUGGAGGCCAACACGGAGUGGGGCACUCUGCCCCUGGAGACAGAGGAUGCUGGGAAGAAAGUGUCUUUCUGCGAACAGCAUCUCUGUGAUGUGUGGUUAUUUGAGGAGGAGCCAAAGCCAAGCCAGAGAUGCCUGGCGUGGAAGAGGGCACUGGAGAGGAUAAGGCGGAUUGAGAUGGGAGGAGCCACGCAAGAGAAGCGGGUGGAGAAGGCGGAGCAGCUGAGAGGGAGGGAGGAAGGCCAGUGUGCUGUCAUGAGUGCCCCCAAAGGUCUGCUCCUUGUGAUGGGUAUGGCCCUCUGUGUGUUUUUGUGGAUUUCUGCAGCCUAAAAUGCAUAGGAUUCCGGCAAAGCCAUCACCUGCAGUAAUGAGGGUGGGGUUGGGGAAGAGGGAGGGGGGUCAGAGUGUAAUUGGAAAUGGAAAUGGCCAGACCGUUAAAGCACUGGGAAGGGGCAUUCAAAAUUAUUAUGGAAUGAUUGAGGACAUUUUGAACAGGCAAAAUCUAAAUUGAAAAGUAGCCUACUAAAAGAGGACAUGGAAUUAGAAGGCAGCAAACAUAUACAGAAGAGUUGGAAAACAACAUAAUGUUGUAGCAAUAUAUUUUUUCUAGCAAUAUCUUUCUAUAUCUUUUUAUUAUUAUUCUAUUUUCUAUUUGCCUAUAUUUUCUAUUCUACACCAAACAGAAUCAUUCUAUAUUUAUGGAGACAGGAAUCCAUACCUGAUGGACCUGAA